This is a messenger RNA of Oncorhynchus tshawytscha (Chinook salmon), 8297 nucleotides long. Its product is annotated as AT-rich interactive domain-containing protein 1B. Gene Ontology annotation, molecular function: nucleosome binding; DNA binding. The record is from RefSeq and is a predicted model, not a curated record. NCBI's taxonomy places the organism in Eukaryota, Metazoa, Chordata, Actinopteri, Salmoniformes, Salmonidae. The transcript has 21 exons. Gene Ontology annotation, cellular component: nucleoplasm; SWI/SNF complex; brahma complex. Bases 323 to 7075 code for a protein of 2250 amino acids. Gene Ontology annotation, biological process: regulation of transcription by RNA polymerase II; chromatin remodeling; positive regulation of DNA-templated transcription.
CUCUAGAUCGCUGAGGUAUAAACUAUCGAUUCUCAACGCUCGCUGUUGCCAUGCUGGGCUAAAUGGUCUUUGGAGAGAAAAGGCAUUUGCCUGUAUACGGGUUAAACAUGGAAGUAAAAAAGUUUCAUGCCCGUCUUUAUGAAAACUUUCAACAUAAACUCGCUCUAAAAUAGAUGGUAUUUAUGGUCAUGUUCGACACUUUGCGCUCUUUUUCAUUUCCCGCUAACGUUAGCUUGCUUGCAUCUUUUCGUGUUCUGCGUUUCUUUUACAUGUUUAGCUUGCUAGCUCGACUGGAUUUUCUGACUGAGAUGUGGACUUGAUCAUGGCCGCACAAGUGGCAACAGCCCCAACAUCAACUGUUAAGAAAAGGUCGAGUUUAACUAGCAGCGUGAGUCAAGAUUUUAAAUCUGCUAAACCUGGAGUAGUUGGUGGAGCUGUACUUGGGGUAGGAAACGGGACUAUCGUUCAUGCUAUUAAUGUAGAACGCAAUCACCAUGAAUUGAACCCAAACAGAGCUCGAGUUUUUCCUGUAAACAACAAUUCGAGUCAACGUGAGAAGGAAAGUGGAGAUUCUAGAUCGGAGUCUUUUUCGACUUCAAAUUGUAGCGUGAGUUCGGGAAGCAUGGAGACGGGAACGCUUGUCAGUCAUAAAGUGAAAAUUGUUGGUGUCGGAGAUCCUCCUCCACCGCACCACCACACACCUCCACAGCAACAGCCAUUCAAUCAAUUCAUUCAGCACCAACAACGCCAAAUUCACAACAGCCAACAGUCGAUACAUGGAGAAAGUGGAAACCGCCAACAUGGAGGAAAAGAGAACGUUGUUUUAGGGAAUCAAGUGGAGCUCCAUCAGCAGCAACAAAUGCUAAAUAAAAGUGAGGAGGAGGACCAACCGGGCAAAACGGAGGACCGGAUUAACAGCAGGUACGACCAUGCCAGUUUGGGAACAACUAAUAACAUCAACCCGUCCCAAAGUGGGAACAGUUCAGUUUUGGAGAUAAAUAAUAGUUAUUAUGGAAAGGGAAGAGGAGGGCCUUGCUUUGAUCAACAUGGCGGACAACAAAGCCCAGAGUCUGGGAUAAUACAUUCGGUACAACAGAACAAUAUGGAUCAACUUCAACAAAACUCCCACGAAGGAUACCAAAACAACCCGUACAAUCACUACCCGAACUACCGACCUGGCUACGGUAACAGUGGAUAUGGGAUGAUGAGUCCCUCUCGGCACGGGAACAACAUGAUGGGCCCAGUCAGCAACACUGCUGCUGCUAAUCAUAGCAGAGCUGCCAUGGCUGCUGCCUCUUCUUCUGGUAGUGCGAAUAUUGGAGGGUUUCACAGAUUUCCAGGGCAAAGUCAGCAGCAUCCGUCGGGGGCUACCCCGACUCUUAACCAGUUACUGACGUCCCCGAGCCCUAUGAUGCGGGGCUAUGGCAGUGGCUAUCAAGAUUACACUAAUCCUUCUGCUGAACAACAACAAUCAAGCAUGGGGCUGACUAAAGACUUGAGCUCCCAAUACGGUUCAACAACUCAUAGUUGGGGAGGACAAGAAAGAAAUCACCCUGCCAUGAGCCCUGGAAACAACGGACAAGGAAGCGGCAGAUCACAGGUGCCACCAAUAGACGCCAUGGCAAUGAAGCGCUCUCAGCUGUACGGCAUGGGCAACAACCCUUACUCCCAGCAACAGCAGGGCGGGGGCGGCUCCUACCCUGGCCAACCAUACGGAUCGCCUUCUCCUCACCGCUACCCAAUGGGAAUGCCUGGGAGGGGUCAGAUGGGCAUGAGUGGAAUGCAGUAUCCUCAACAGCAGCAGCAGAUGGCAGCUCAGUAUAGGCAGCAGCAGGGGGGCAUGAGUGGGUACUGCCAGCCACAAGGCCAGCCCCCGUACUCCAGCCCUCCCCAGCAGCAGCCUGCAGCCCCCACACAGCCCCCCUACAUGCAGGCACGUCCACUGCCACAGCAGGAGGUGUCACAAGAGGGCUAUGUCAAUAGGGCCCAAUCUCCUAUGACCCCUGGGAAGCUCAACCAUGAGGAGAUGGGCCUCAGCCAGCAGGACAGACCCUCCAGUCUACCUGACCUGUCUGGGUCUAUAGAUGACCUUCCCACGGGCACAGAGGUGGCUAUCAGCUCAGCGGUCAGUGCUUCGGGGUCCACCAGCAGCCAGGGCGAGCAAAGUAACCCGGCCCAGUCUCCCUUCUCACCCCACAUGUCCCCUCGCCUGCGUAGCGGCCCCUCCCCCUCCCCCGUGGGGUCACCCGUGGGAUCCAGCCAAUCACGCUCCGGACCGAUCUCCCCUGCCAGCGUCCCAGGUACCCAGAUGGCCCCACAGACCCCUGGGAACAUGUCUGAUGUGGGUUCCCAUUCCACCCUGAGCCAGUCCCCCAUGUCUCAGGAGAGAGGGUUCCCACCUGCCAUGCAGAGGAACACCACAGUCCCCCAGCAGUCAGUUCAGGGACCCGCCAUGUCCCCUCACUCGUCCCCCGGGGGCUCCAUGCACCCCCAAAGCUCCUACCACCAGCAGCAGCUGCAGGGGGGCCCCGGCCCCUCGUACGGACCCCAGGCCAGCCAGUACGGCCCCCAAGGUAACUACCCCAGACCCCCUAACUACGGUGGGACCCCCAGUGCCAACUACAGCGGCCCCGGCCCUGGCAUGAGCAACAGCCUGGGCAUGAACGCCAAUAGCCCCAUGCACGGCCAGGGCCCUGGGCAGCCCUGUGGCUCCAUGCCCGCCGGGCGAGGCCUGGGCCCGGGGGCCAGUGGGCGACCCCACCUCGGUGCCAAUACCAACACCAUGGCCCCCACCUCUCCCAGCAUGCCGCAGCCUGCCGGCCAGGGCAUGAGACCGCCCCUGCCCAGUGUUAACCAGGAGGCAGGUCUGGGUCUGGGAACCAACGCCAUGCAGGGGCCCAACGCUGGUCCCAACCCUUCUGCACAGGGCAGGCCUCCCUACGCGCGCUCCCCUGCCUACCCCGGCCUGAGUUGUCCUGGGACGUGCCCUCGCCUCUCUCCCCAUCACUCUCCCUCCCCUCACCCCCAUCACUCUCCUUCCCCCCAUCUCCCCCACCACACCCAGGUCAGCAGUGCUCAGAGCCAUCCCAUGAUGCAGCAGGCUGACCAGUAUGGGCAGGGAAUGACCCCCAUGCCUCACCAUCCAGGCAUGAGCCCCAGAGGGAUGUCCUCCAACCCUGCUGGCCCCUACAGCCAGCAGCCAGGGGCCAACACCUCUGGGAGGAUGACCCCACAGGGGCACCAACCUCCCUACAACGCACCCUCCGGGCCCAUGCUUAUGGGAGGAGAGGGGAUGGUGUGUCCCACUGACCCCAAACCGAGACCUCCAGAGCAGUACAGGGAGAGCAAUACUCCUGGUCCUGCCACCGAGCCCCCACCUAAACCCAAGAAGACCAGCCCGGCCACCAUGACCAAUGAGAAGAUUCGCAUCCUGUACGAGAUGGGCGUAGAGCCCGAGAGGCAGGUGUGGGUGGACCGUUACCUGGCCUUCAUGGAGGAGAGAGGCACGCCUGUACCUAUGCUGCCAGCCGUGGGCAGGAAGCCCCUGGAUCUGUGCCGCCUCUACCUGUGUGUUCGAGAAAUAGGAGGACUGGCCAUGGUGAACAAGAGCAAGAAGUGGAGGGAGCUGUCCACCCAUCUCAACGUGGGCACGUCCAGCAGCUCUGCCAGCUCUCUGAAGAAGCAGUACAUCCAGUACCUGUUUGCCUAUGAGUGCAGGGUGGAGCGGGGAGAGGAGCCGCCGCUGGAGAUCCCGGGGGAAACCAAGAAACAGGCUAAGAUCCAGCCACCCUCACCGGCCAACUCUGGCUCCCUGCAGGGUCCUCACACCCCCCAAUCUACAGGUAGCAGCUCCAUGACUGAGAUGUCAGAGGGCAUGAAGCUUCCCACUCCUGCCACCACACCACACGUGACCCCCCAGCCAGGUAACAGGAACAGUGUUGGUAUCCGUGUCCAGGAUCCCUUCUCAGAGGUCAGUGACCCUGCCUUCCACAAGCGAGGGCCCAUGCCCUCUGGCGCCCAAUACCAGCAGGUUGGCGGUUGUGCAGACCCCUCCAUGAGGAUGCAGUAUGACGCCAACAAGGACCCCUAUGAAGGGCCCCGGAAGGGGCCAGGGGGCAGUGAGCCCUAUAGACCAGGUCAGAUGCCCAGCGGUGCCAUGCAGGACAUGUACCCCCGUGGUCCUCCCUCAGUAGCCAUGCCAGGGAUGGGUAUGGGCCCUGGCCCGCGGUCACAGUACCCCUACGGGCCUGGCUACGACAGGAGACCAGACCAUGUGAUGGGUUCGGAGGGGGGUGCGCCUCCCCCUGGGGGCCAGAACAACAUGGUACCUUCCAGCGGUGACCCAAGCAUGUACUCUGCCAACCGAUAUCCCCAUCAGCGGCCACAUGGACAUGAAAGUUAUGGGCAGCAGUACCCUCACGGCCCCAUGCCCUAUAGCUCUCACCAGUCUGGGAUGUACCCACAACAGGGCUAUAAGAGGCCAGUGGGACAAGAGGGGAUGUACGGUCCCCCUGCUAAGCGCCAUGAGGGUGAAGCCUACGACAUGCAGCAGUACGGAGGGCAGCAGCCAGACAUGCACCGCCAGUAUGGAGGGGGCUACAUGGGGCCGGAGCACAGGCCCAUGCAGGGCCAGUACCCUUACCCCUACAGCCGAGACCGCAUGGGAGCCAUCCAGGGGCCCCAACAACACGGCAUGAUGAGCGGAGGUCCUCCCUUCCCCUCCGGAGCCUCUCCAGAUGGCCCCCAGGCCAACAUGUGGCACCCCAGGACAGACAUGGGCUACCCCGGGCCCUACCCUGGCCGACAGGGCCAGGGGCCACCUUACCCUGUUAUGGGCCGGGGUCCGGGGGAUGACCCAGAGGGAAGGGCCCUCCAGGACGGCCAAUGGACGUCCGGACACCCGGGCCAACGCCAGUCCCCAUGCCCCUCUUCCUCCUCCAUGCCCCCCAUGGCUUCCCGACAGCCCCCCUCCUCCUACCAGUCUAACCCUGCCAUGGCCAACCACAUCGCUAGAGCCCCCAGCCCCUUCGCCCGGCCCAUGGGGGGACCCGGACCCCUUUCCCCCAACAACGGGGGCCACUACAUGGCCUCUCUGAAGAAGGCAGGGAUGCCUGGGUCCAUGCCAGGCUCACACAGUGGGGGGAUGUCAGGGCAGGGCAUUCUACCUCUCCACAGAGAUAUCAGCUUCCCCAUGGGGUCUGUGGAGGCCACCCUGCCCAAACUCAAGGUCCGACGCAGACUUACUUCCAAGGAGACCGGAACCCCAGAGGCGUGGCGCGUGAUGAUGUCUCUGAAGUCAGGUCUGCUGGCUGAGAGCACAUGGGCGCUGGACACCAUCAACAUCCUGCUGUAUGACGACACCACUGUGUCCUCCUUCACCCUGUCACAGCUGCCUGGCUUCCUGGAGCUGAUAGUGGAGUACUUCCGCCGGAGUCUGAUCUCCAUCUUUGGGAUCCUGGAUGAGUACGAGGUGGGCACCGAGGGCCAGAAGAUGCUGCUCGGACCAAUCACAGACCAGGAAGAGGGGCUUACCGUUGCAGAGCUUGACAGCCAGUUAGACGAAGAGCAGAGGGACAGCGGUCCAGAGAAGACCACAGCCAACAGCAACACAGAGGAGGCGGUCCCAGAGGAGAAGGAAGAGCCUGUGGAGGUGACUUUGAAAGAGAAGGUAGAGGGGGAGGAAAAGGAGGGGGCCGCCACCGAGCAGUCCCAGCCCCCAGAGCCCAGGCCCAAACAGGCCAGUAAGUACGACAAGCUGCCUGUGAAGGUGGAGGAGGACCAGGUGGAGGAGGACCAGGAGCUCAGUCUGUCCAGGGGGUUCACCUCUGGCCUGCUGCACUGGAAGGCUGGAGGAGGGGACUCCACUGCCCACAUCCAGACACACUUUGAGAUACGUGGCGAGGAGACCAACAGUAAGCCUACAGAGAGGGAGGAUAAGACACAAAUGACAGAGGAGGAGAGGAAGGCUGUUGUAGAGAAGAGCAUGACUGAGACAGCCACUAUGGACGAUAUGCUGAGUGCCUGGCCAGGCUCUCUGUCAGAGAGGAACGGUCUUCCCGGGACGCAGACCCAGAGCCCUAUCUUCACCCUGCUGGAGGACGAGCCUCGCUGCUGGGACGAGGCGCCCCUCUCCACGGCCGAACCCUGGCAGGACGCCCUGGCCCGCCGCUGCGUUUGCAUCUCCAACAUUGUCCGCGGCCUCUCCUUCAUCCCGGGGAAUGACAACGACAUGUCCUGCCACCCUGGCCUGGUGCUGAUCCUGGGGCGGCUGGUCCUGCUGCACCACCUGCACCCCCAGAGGAGGAGGAUGCCUCCCAGCUACCAGAGAGAGGAGGAGCAGGGCAGGGCCUGCAGUAAAGACCAGUGGUGGUGGGACUGUUUGUCAGCCCUCAGGGAGAACACUCUGGUCACCCUGGCUAACAUCUCAGGUCAACUAGACCUGUCCCUCUACCCAGAGAGCAUCUGUCUGCCCAUCCUGGACGGGCUCCUCCACUGGAUGGUGUGUCCCUCUGCCGAGGCCCAGGACCCCUUCACCACGGCGAGCUGCUCCUCCUCCCUCACCCCCCAGAGACUGGUGCUGGAGUGCCUGUGCAAGCUGAGCAUCCAGGACAACAACGUGGACCUCCUGCUGGCCACGCCGCCUUUCAGCCGCCAGGAGAAGCUCUACGCCACCCUGGUGCACCACGUGGGUGAGCGGAAGUCCCAGGUGUGCCGGGAGAUGGCAGUGGCUGUGCUCUCUAACCUGGCGCAGGGGGACCCGACCGCGGCGCGCGCCAUCGCACUGCAGAAGGGCAGCGUGGGGAUACUCAUCGGCUUCCUGGAGGACUGCGUGGCCAUGUGCCAGCACCAGCAGGGACCCCACAGCCUGUUACACCCAGCAGCACACCCCCAACCCCCCAGCGUUAACAUGAUGUGCAGGGCCGCCAAGGCUCUGCUGGCCAUGGCCAAGGAGCACCGGACAGAGUUGGUUCUCUACGAGAGCAGGCUACUGGAUAUCUCCCUGUCCUCUGUGCUGAGCUCAGCCGUGGCGGCCAUCAUGUGUGAAGUACUGUUUAAGAUUGGACGCUCCUCGUGACAGCCACAGGCAAAGAAACAGAGGGAGGGGGGGUUGGUCUGACUACCAGGCUACAGUGAACACAAACACAUCGGUGUGGGUGGUAUUAUAUUUUUAUUUAAAUAAGACACUUUUUUUUUUUUACAAAUAAAUAUAUAUAUAUAGCUCCUCUGCCCAAAUCACAACCUUUAUUUGGAAUUUUUUUAUCAUUUUAAUAAAAUAUUUAAUACUUGGUAUUUUAAAAAAAGUAUAUUUUUAUUUGUCGCUUCGUUUUUGUUUUAACCAAAGUUGGCACCCAAUGAAAGGUAACGUACUUUAGUUUUGGGGUCUCAUGCUUACAUUUUAUUUGUAUGUGGCUGUUUGUCUGUAUGGGAUCUUUUGUUGGUGUUUUUUUGCAGGGGGAAGCAGACUUAUUUAAAUUGUGAAUCAUGUUGUAGAUAGACCUCUUUAUCGUGUAUUAAGGUAAAGAAAAAACCACUGACUUUACUCUGAAUAUAUAACAGUACAUCAUAUAUCCUGUUCUGGGGGGGUGCCCUAUUGUGCAAUAGGAUUUAGUAGGCUUGUUGAGGGGGGGUUAACAAAUGUGAAUGACUUUCGACCACAGGCAACUGACCACAAGUAUUGCAUCAUAAUAUUAUUACUAUACCAGUAUAACAGGGACGAAACAAGACACCCUGUUCAACUGACUUACUGGUAACCAUAGCAACACAGUACUUCCAUCAGUCCUUAUCUCCUUUUCUAUCUAUAAGCCCAUUUGUAUAUAGAAUAUGUACAUUGACAGCCCUAUUUGGUAUCUUCGCCAAGAGAUGUGGUAUAGAUAAGUGAUGGUAGUUGAUAAUUAUAAUGACCUUUAGAGUUAUUAUUACUGCUCAUUUGAAUACUGGAUAUUUAGUUACUCACUUCAAAUGAGGUUAGUCAUUUUAUGUAUUUAAAAAAAAAUAAUAAUUCUAUUCUGACUGGGACAGGUCUAAGGACAUAUAGGGAUGAGACCGCUCUAGUUUUGGUUCUGAAAAGACAAGCUUAUUUAGAUUGUACAGACAGCUAGCAGACCAUGAUGGGCAGAACUGUAUUCCAGAAUAACAAUGUUGUAUAACAUGCCUGAUUGACAGUUAAGCGUUGUUGUUUUUUACUCUACAUAUAGGGUACUUCUCCCCCUUUCAUUUGAUCAACUUUACAUUGUUUAUUCAGUAUAAAAUCUUUAUUCUAUGUUCCACAUGUUAAGAAUAAACGUACAUGGAUUUUG